Enterospora canceri is the source of this 681-nucleotide messenger RNA. Lineage: Eukaryota; Fungi; Microsporidia; Enterocytozoonidae. The record is from the annotation of a GenBank genome assembly.
AUGUUUCUGGAUCCUAACAAACCAUUCUCAGUGUUUUCGAACAAAGGAAAGCUGAGUCAAUGUGAUAACGCGUUAACUGCUGCACUCAACGCAUCACUAUGUGUUGCCCUAGUAAGCAAAGAUGGUGCUGUCCUGUGCUCUCAUAAGAAGCUUCCCAAAUUAGCAAACCACCAAACAUACAACAAAGUCUAUAAUGUGUGUCCUACAAUAGGUGUAACCUAUGCUGGUCUUCAGCCUGAUUUCAGGGUCUGCUUGAGCCUAGCACAACGAAUAUGCUUCGAUUACUAUGAAAUCUACAACAGGUAUCCCAGUCUCUCAGUCUUCGUCAAUGAGUUUUGUAUGACAAUGCAGGAGUAUUCACAGAAAGGCGGUCCAAGACCAUUUGGUGUUUACUUCGUCUUCUCUGGAGCCAAUAAGGAUGGAACUGUUGGGUUGUACAAGGUGGAUCCAAGUGGAAGCUAUAAAUUUGCUGAAAGUGCAGCAGCAGGCGUAGGCUACGAAAGUGCCACCAACUUCCUGACUCGAAGACAGGGUGUUCUGGAUGACAAUAUUACAGCAUGCAUUGGGGCCAUCAGAGAGCAUGCUGGUGUUGAAAUCAAAUCAGAAGACAUUUCAAUGGGUGUUUUCAAAAAUGGUACUUUUCACGUUUACACCCUGGAUGAAAUAGAAGAGCUUUUUUGA